Molecule: messenger RNA, 1048 nt
Organism: Phanerochaete carnosa HHB-10118-sp
Lineage: Eukaryota; Fungi; Basidiomycota; Agaricomycetes; Polyporales; Phanerochaetaceae
Exons: 1
Coding region: 369-683 (104 amino acids)
Source: RefSeq, a predicted model, not a curated record
GCAGACGUCCAAUACCGUGGUAGCUGCUCCAUCUCUGGCUAGCGGGGUCUCGGUAACUCUCAUCCCAAGCACGCCGCCCAAAAAUACGUCGACCUUAGUGGCAUUCGCGCCACCGUCCAAGCUGAACCUGACAUGGAUCAUCCUCAUCGCUAGCGUCGCUGGUGUUACGAUUUCCCCUGCAGUGAUGAUGCUGGUUAGAAAGGCUCUUAGAAAAGGUUUGAACAAGGGGUGCGCGAAGGCCUCAGCAGGUGCGUCUGUACUCAGACAGCAUCAACAUCCUCUUCACAUCUUUCCGCUCGCGAUUAGAAACGUCCGCCGUGCAACUGCUCUACGUCAAUACUCCCACAGAGAAUGUCAGUCAGCCUUCGAUGCAGGCCUCGCCAACGAUCAGCCCAGGCGAGCGCAAUCCUGAGACAUCGACACUGUCCACUAGCACUGUGGCAGGCACGCUCAUGAACGUCCCCGGGCCCUUUGUGGCAGGUAUGCCCACGAACUCGUCCUUCGUGGCUACAGAUGACGAUGACCGCGCGACCAUCAACGUCUCACCGCCGCCCGACGCAGAGCAGAUGCGGCAACAGGCACUGGCACAGAUGCUUGCUGAAGACCCGGCGCCCAUGUGGAGGCCGCGCGCACGCACCCGCUCUCGCUCUCGCAGGAGGUGUGCCGUCGAUGGCGGGGCGUAGAUGAAUGGGAACGGCGUACAACGGAGUGCCAGUCCUACGCCAACGACCAUCAGCACUGACGCGGAUACAGAGUACUCUAUCAGUGCGAGCACGCUUCCGCCCGUGUAUGAUCGAUACGAUUAGCCCGAAAGACAUUCCGAUCUUGGUAAUUUAUUGCAUUUUUACUUGUACCUGUGCGUCGCUGUCAUCUCUCCAAGUCUUUGCUCUUUGAACUUCGCUCGUUACUAGACCCGGACACUUCGCAAAAACAUUUUGCCCACAAAUUGAAUGCAGCCGUACUUUUUGCUUACUCGGAGUACUUCUUCGAUACUCUGUAUGCAGUCGUAGUUGUGUAUCUUGUCCAAUAAGCAUUACUGUAGAUUUUC